AUGAAAGUGGAGGCAAAAGAUGGCUACUGUUUCGAAAAGGAAGUUGUUGGCAUGACAACUUCCGGUGAAACUCACGUACUUGCAGAGUUUUCUGGAACAGGAUGGUCUCUGCUAAACUCCAGCUGGCGGUUUCAGCUUCAGGAUGAACUCAACAAUGUUGGUCGCAUCUAUGAGCUUACAGGUUUCCGGAAGUUUGUUUUCCUCCUCCAGGUGGUUAUUUUACCCGGUAGAAAACUGAAGUAUGAAAAUGGAAGCUGUGAGAAACAUAAAAGUGCAGAGAGCUUGAUGACAGCUGUUGAAUUCUCUGCAGAAUAUCCUUAUGGAAAAGCUGUGGCAUUAUUCAAUUUGAAGUCUGGCGUUCGGCAGAUCAAUGAAGAAUGGCUAGUAGUUCCCGGGAUACUGUUGGCCUUUUUACUUUCUAAUACUUUGAGGAAGGAUUGUGAUUGUGAUCUCAUUGCCAACAUGGACAGUCCUAUUGAAGUGGAUGAUGCCUCAAAGCAAGUAGUGAUCUCAAAAAUGGAGUGUGAAAUUGGUUGGGAGUCUAUUGAAGAGGGCAUUGAAGUUACCGAGGAUAGCACGUCCAACAGAGAAUGUGGCAAUGGGUCUGAAGCAACGACGAUAAGCUGCACAAAGUGUUCCCGCCAAGUUGUCUCAUGUAAUACCAAUUGCCAUGCAGGAGUUGCAGUGAAGGGCAGCGGUUGCGGUUCUUGCGGAGGCUGCAGUAGUUGUGGGGGAGGGGGCUGUAAAGGUGGUGGUUGUGGUGGGUGUCAUGGUGGCUGUAACACAAAAUAG
Hevea brasiliensis (rubber tree) is the source of this 792-nucleotide messenger RNA. Its product is annotated as glycine-rich domain-containing protein 2-like. Lineage: Eukaryota; Viridiplantae; Streptophyta; Magnoliopsida; Malpighiales; Euphorbiaceae. Bases 1 to 792 code for a protein of 263 amino acids. The transcript has 3 exons. The record is from RefSeq and is a predicted model, not a curated record.